AUGGGGAAGAGCCGCGAGAUGCGCCUGACUCACGUCUGCUGCCUUCUCUACCAGCUGGGGGUCCUGUCGAAUGGGAUAGUUUCAGGGCUGCAGUUCGCCCCCGACCGCGAGGAGUGGGAAGUCGUGUUUCCUGCGCUCUGGCGCCGGGAGCCGGUGGACGCGGCCGGCGGCAGCGGGGGCAGCGCGGACCCAGGCUGGGUGCGCGGCGCCACGGGCGGCGGAGGCGCCCGGGUUCAGGCGGCCGGCAGCUCCCGCGAGGUGCGCUCCGUGGCCCCGGUGCCGCCCCAGGAGCCCGCGGAAGGCCGGUCAGAGCCCCGGCCCCGACCCCCGCCGCCGGGGGGCGAAGAAGACGAGGAGCUCGAAUCGCAGGAGGUGCCGCGGGGAUCCAGCGGGGCUGCCGCCCUGUCCCCGGGCGCCCCGGCCUCGUGGCAGCCGCCGCCCCCAUCUCCCCCCCCGGCUCAGCAAGCAGAGCCGGACGGCGACGAGGUACUGCUGCGGAUCCCGGCCUUCUCUCGGGACCUAUACCUGCUGCUCCGGAGAGACGGCCGCUUCCUGGCGCCGCGCUUCGCGGUGGAACAGCGGCCGAGUCCGGGCCCGGGCCCGGGCCCCACGCGGGCAACAGCCGCCCCGCGCCCUCCGGCGCCACCCGACGCCUCCUGCUUCUACACCGGGGCUGUGCUGCGGCACCCUGGCUCGCUGGCCUCUUUCAGCACCUGCGGAGGUGGCCUGAUGGGAGUCAUACAGCUCAAUGAGGACUUCAUAUUUAUUGAACCACUCAAUGAUACAAUGGCCAUAACGGGUCACCCACACCGUGUAUAUAGGCAGAAAAGGUCCAUGGAGGAAAAAGCCACAGAGAAGUCAGCUCCUCACGGUCAUUACUGUGGUGUCAUUCCAGAUAAAGGAAGAACUAGAUCUAAAAAAAUAACAGAAAGUGGAAGAGGGAAACGAUAUUCAUACAAAUUACCUCAAGAAUACAACAUAGAGACUGUAGUGGUUGCAGACCCAGCAAUGGUUUCCUAUCAUGGAGCAGAUGCAGCCAGGAGAUUCAUUCUAACCAUCUUAAAUAUGGUUUUUAACCUUUUCCAACACAAGAGUCUUGGUGUGCAGGUCAAUCUUCGUGUGAUAAAGCUUAUUCUGCUCCAUGAAACUCCAGCAGAUCUAUAUAUUGGGCAUCACGGAGAGAAAAUGCUAGAGAGCUUUUGUAAGUGGCAACAUGAAGAAUUUGGCAAAAAGAAUGAUAUACAUUUAGAGAUGUCAACAAGCUGGGGAGAGGACAUGACUUCAGUGGAUGCAGCUAUACUUAUAACAAGGAAAGAUUUCUGUGUACACAAAGAUGAACCAUGUGAUACUGUUGGUAUAGCUUACUUGAGUGGAAUGUGUAGUGAAAAGAGAAAAUGUAUUAUUGCUGAAGACAAUGGCCUGAACCUUGCAUUUACAAUUGCUCAUGAAAUGGGCCACAACAUGGGGAUUAAUCAUGACAAUGACCACCCAUCAUGUGCUGAUGGUCUUCAUAUCAUGUCUGGUGAAUGGAUUAAAGGACAAAAUCUCGGUGAUGUCUCGUGGUCCCAAUGUAGCAAGGAAGAUUUGGAAAGAUUUCUAAGGUCAAAGGCCAGUAACUGCUUGCUACAGACAAAUCCCCAGAGUGUCAAUUCCGUGAUGGUUCCCUCCAAGUUGCCAGAGAUGACAUACACUGCUGACGAGCAAUGUCAGAUUCUCUUUGGGCCAUUGGCUUCCUUUUGUCAAGAGAUGCAGCAUGUUAUUUGCACAGGGUUGUGGUGCAAGGUAGAAGGGGAAAAAGAAUGCAGAACCAAACUAGAUCCACCAAUGGAUGGAACUGAUUGUGACACUGGUAAGUGGUGUAAGGCUGGAGAGUGUACCAGCAGGACCUCAGCACCUGGACUCGUGGCUGGAGAGUGGAGCAUGUGGAGUCCCUGUAGCCGAACCUGCAGUUCUGGGAUCAGCAGUCGAGAGCGCAAAUGUCCUGGGCUAGGUUCUGAAGCAAGGGAUUGUAAUGGUCCCAGAAAACAAUACAGAAUAUGUGAGAAUCCACCUUGUCCUGCAGGUUUGCCUGGAUUCAGAGACUGGCAAUGUCAGGCCUAUAGUGUUAGAACUUCGUACCCAAAGCAUGUACUUCAGUGGCACGCUGUCACGGAUGAAGAAAAACCAUGUGCCUUGUUUUGCUCUCCUGUUGGAAAAGAACAGCCUAUUCUUCUAUCAGAACAAGUGUUGGAUGGAACUUCUUGUGGAUAUCAGGGAUUAGAUAUCUGUGCAAAUGGCAGGUGUCAGAAAGUUGGCUGUGAUGGUUUAUUAGGGUCUCUUGCAAGGGAAGAUCAUUGUGGUGUAUGCAAUGGCAAUGGAAAAUCAUGCAAAAUCAUUAAAGGAGAUUUUAAUCACACCAGAGGAGCAGGUUAUGUAGAAGUGUUGGUGAUACCUGCUGGAGCAAGAAGAAUCAAAAUUGUGGAGGAAAAGCCGGCACACAGCUACUUAGCUCUCCGAGACACUGGAAAACAGUCUAUUAAUAGUGACUGGAAGAUUGAACACUCUGGAGCAUUCAACUUAGCGGGAACUACUGUCCAUUAUGUAAGACGAGGUCUCUGGGAGAAGAUCUCCGCCAAAGGUCCUACUACAUCACCAUUACACCUCCUGGUGCUGCUGUUUCAAGACCAGAAUUAUGGUCUUCAUUAUGAAUACACUAUCCCGUCAGACCCUGUACCAGAGAAUCAGAGCUCCAAAGCACCUGAACCCCUUUUCAUGUGGACACACACAGGCUGGGAAGAUUGCGAUGCCACGUGUGGAGGAGGAGAAAGGAAGACAACAGUGUCUUGCACGAAAAUCAUGAACAAAAAUAUCAGCAUUGUGGACAAUAAGAAAUGCAAAUACUUAACCAAGCCAGAGCCACAGAUUCGCAAGUGCAAUGAGCAACCGUGCCAAACAAGAUGGAUGAUGACAGAAUGGACCCCAUGUUCACGAACUUGUGGAAAAGGGAUGCAGAGCAGACAAGUGGCCUGUACCAAGCAGCUGAGCAAUGGAACCCUGAUGAGAGCCCAGGAGAGGGACUGCGCCGGGCCCAAGCCGGCCUCCACUCAGCGCUGUGAGGGCCAGGACUGCAUGACCGUGUGGGAGGCGGGCGUGUGGUCCGAGUGUUCAGUGAAGUGUGGCAAGGGCGUACGUCAUCGGACCGUGAGGUGUACUAACCCCAGAAAGAAAUGUGUCCUCUCCACCAGACCCAGGGAGGCUGAGGACUGCGAGGAUUACUCCAAAUGCUAUGUGUGGCGAAUGGGUGACUGGUCUAAGUGCUCAAUUACCUGUGGCAAAGGAAUGCAGUCCCGUGUUAUUCAGUGCAUGCAUAAGAUCACAGGAAGACAUGGAAAUGAAUGUUUUUCUUCCGAAAAACCUGCAGCAUACAGGCCAUGCCACCUUCAGCCCUGCAAUGAGAAGAUUAAUGUAAAUACUAUAACAUCACCCAGGCUGGCUGCUCUGACUUUCAAGUGCCUGGGAAAUCAGUGGCCUGUGUACUGCCGGGUAAUACGUGAGAAGAACCUCUGUCAGGACAUGCGGUGGUAUCAGCGCUGCUGUGAGACGUGCAGGGACUUCUAUGCCCAAAAGCUGCAGCAGAAGAGUUGACCUCUAGCAGGCUGGCUGGCUAACAGCUCUUUGCAAUUACAUUAUUUAUAAACACACACACUAGCAUGUUUUUCAGACCAAAUAUUAUCAGAUUACAUAUAAUUUAAUCAAAUUAAUUUAUUUUUUUGCCUGCCACACAUCCAAUAUGGUGUUUGUUUUGGUUCUACAAACAUUUUGAUUUAUACUAUAUGGCUUCAUAAAUAAUUUUAUACAAAUAAGUUGGAUCCAGUUUCCGGAAUAAAAAUAAAAAGGGAAAAAGAAAAAACCAAGAUCUUUAGGCUUUAAAAAAACCAAAAAAAACACAUUUUUUUAAAUUAGGGCCGUCUCUAAGAUGCUACUCUCUCCCCGACAAUACCAUUGAGUUAUCCAGAAUGUAUACUAAUUUAGCAUAAUAGUUUAGUUAUAUAUGGAGAGAAAUCAUUUUUGUUUUUUGGUAUCCUGAUGCAAAACUAGCCCAUUUUCUGUAAUCUGCAGUAGAUGUGUCAACAUAACAAACCUCAUAGUGUU
Molecule: messenger RNA, 4131 nt
Organism: Lagenorhynchus albirostris (white-beaked dolphin)
Lineage: Eukaryota; Metazoa; Chordata; Mammalia; Artiodactyla; Delphinidae
Gene: ADAMTS19
Product: ADAM metallopeptidase with thrombospondin type 1 motif 19
Exons: 23
Coding region: 1-3624 (1207 amino acids)
Biological process (GO): proteolysis; extracellular matrix organization
Cellular component (GO): extracellular matrix
Molecular function (GO): metalloendopeptidase activity
Source: RefSeq, a predicted model, not a curated record